UUAACUAGACAGCCCUACAAAAAACAAGCUUCCAGCUCGGUCGUAGCUAACUCUGUAGAUUUUUACAACGCAUGAAAAUAAAGAUCUCCAAACAAUAGGACCCACAGAUUUACAAACAACAAUUUUCCCACAUGCACUCACAUGAUGGACAUGGGAAAUUCUAUCAUCAGCACAACAACAGUAGCCAUCCACAAGUUUUUUAAUAACAGGAAACGUCAGGAAAAUGACACUAAUCCCCACAAAAUGAACCACCUUUACUUUAUAUUUGUUUCCAAAUGGCUUUCGAAAGAUAAGGUUCGGAACUUUAAUAAUCCCACACUUUUUUGUGCUAGGACAGAGACCUUAUAAAACCAUAGUUUUGGUCCAAAAUUCUUUUUACAACUAUGGCAGAGCUAGAGAACCCAAAUAUGAUGCCCAAUCUCAUAACCUUUCUGUCUUCUCUUCUUCAAAAAGUGGCUGAAUCCAAUGAUGUAAACUGUGGGGUUGAGGUUCAGAAAAUUUCAGUGUUCCACGGCCUAAGUCGGCCGUUUAUCUCGAUUCAAAACUACCUCGACAGAAUUUACAAGUAUGCAAACUGCAGCCCCUCCUGUUUCAUUGUUGCAUAUGUUUAUCUCGAUCGGUUUUCUCAAAGACAACCCUCUUUGCCGAUCAAUUCCUACAACGUUCAUCGGUUGCUUAUCACGAGUGUGAUGGUCGCUGCAAAGUUCAUGGAUGACAUGUACUACAACAAUGCUUACUAUGCAAAAGUAGGAGGGAUCAACACAAUGGAAAUGAACUUCUUGGAAGUAGAUUUUCUAUUUGGAUUGGGUUUCAAGUUACAUGUAACCCCAAAUACCUUCCAUGCUUACUACUCCUACCUGCAAAGAGAGAUGAUGCUGCAACAUCCUCAAAGUAUUUCAGAAUCCACUUUAAGCCUUGGAAGGUCACUGAAACUACAGCUAUGUUUAAAUGAAGAAGAUUCCUCCCAUCAAAAGCAACAAUUAGCUGCUUAAGGUGUUUGAUUUAAUGUGUUAGUUCUGAAUUGUAGGUAGAUACAAAGAUAAUGAUAGUGACUUCACCUGUGUAGGCAUUCUGGGCUGGCAGAAUGAACCCACAUCACAUGUUCUCUCUCUCUCUCUUUUUCUUUUGGUUUGUUGUGGCUAAUUUGCUUUUAGUUUGGGGUAUAGGAUCUCAGAUUGCUUAUGUAUUGUGUACAGGUGGGAGUUUCUUCUUUACAGUCUGGCUAUCAAUGUCUCCUGUUUCUUUAGGUUCAUGAUUGUGGCUUUUAGUGCUGAGGAAUAUUCUGAUUCUAACUACCUGUAAUAUAUAUUUAUAAAUGUAAAUAUGUUUUAUGAA
Hibiscus syriacus is the source of this 1335-nucleotide messenger RNA. Its product is annotated as cyclin-U4-1-like. NCBI's taxonomy places the organism in Eukaryota, Viridiplantae, Streptophyta, Magnoliopsida, Malvales, Malvaceae. The record is from RefSeq and is a predicted model, not a curated record. Bases 384 to 992 code for a protein of 202 amino acids. Gene Ontology annotation, molecular function: protein kinase binding. The transcript has 2 exons. Gene Ontology annotation, biological process: regulation of cyclin-dependent protein serine/threonine kinase activity.